Trichophyton verrucosum HKI 0517 is the source of this 399-nucleotide messenger RNA. RefSeq lists its product as uncharacterized. The coding region runs from base 1 to 399 and encodes 132 amino acids. The record is from RefSeq and is a predicted model, not a curated record. The transcript is spliced from 2 exons. Lineage: Eukaryota; Fungi; Ascomycota; Eurotiomycetes; Onygenales; Arthrodermataceae.
AUGAACCACCGCGACUCGAUUAAAACAUCCCUCUUAACGAAAGAACGGAAACAAACCCUUCCAGCAAGCUUGCAAUGGGAGCGAAGAAGAAAUGAAGAAGCAGAAGAGGUAGUCGUAGAAGAAGAAGAAGAAGAAGAAGCGAAAGGCGUCUCUGGGUUUCUGAAGGCAGCAAGGAGAGAAGACGACGAAGAAGAAGAAGAAGAAGAAGAAGUGAAACAAUGGCUGAUAGAAGGACAGAAAAGCUGCAGCGAGGCCACAAAAGCUGCAGGGAGAAGAAGAAGCAAAAGAGUCGACGGUGGCCAGUUGAACAGUCACGUGAUAGGUGAUAUCAAAGUAGAAGACGAGGACGACGAGGAGGACGACGACGACGACGAGGAUGAUGAUGAUGAUAGACAGUAG